Bubalus bubalis (water buffalo) is the source of this 6454-nucleotide messenger RNA. RefSeq names its product protein phosphatase 1 regulatory subunit 26 (gene PPP1R26). Gene Ontology annotation, biological process: negative regulation of phosphatase activity. Lineage: Eukaryota; Metazoa; Chordata; Mammalia; Artiodactyla; Bovidae. Gene Ontology annotation, molecular function: protein phosphatase inhibitor activity. The coding region runs from base 1503 to 5033 and encodes 1176 amino acids. The record is from RefSeq and is a predicted model, not a curated record. The transcript has 3 exons.
GCGGCGGGGGUGCCCCGCGCUCAGCCCUCCCGCAGAGAUUGCGCCCCGCGUCCCGCCCCACGCAGCUUCCGGGAGGGUCCCCCCCGGCUUCCCGUCCAGCCCCUCGCCCCCAAACCACGGAGCCCAGAAUAUAAAGCCGGGGUGCAGCCCAACCCCUCCCUGCUGGAGGACCGGGUCGCUGCUCCGGGCGCAGGGAUGCCUCCUGGCAGAGGCCGCGCUGGGGGUGAGCGCCCCCAGGCCGGGAGCAAAGGGCGGGCAGGGCCAGCCGAGGGUCUCGCCUUUCCUGCGGCCCGCCAGGCACAGACCGCGGCCAUGCAGCUUUGCUUGGAGCCGUCCUUGCUGUGUUGUCAAGCCUCGCCUUCUGGCAAGCCCGGCCGAAAUUCCAGCCCACGCCCACUUCAGGCCGGCAAUCUGGAGAGGCCCUCCUGGGCUUUGUACCCUGACCCUCAGCUCCCUACCCUAGGGGACCAGCCAGGGGUGCACAGCUUGUGGGGAACCCAGAGCUGUGCUGGGCAUCCGUGCAGGGAUCCAGGCUUGUCUGGGGAUAAGCAUUAGUGAGGUUGUGCCCUCCUGGAGACAGGAGGUGUACAGAGAGGCCUAGGGCCCCCCUGCAAGGUUCAGACUCUGGCACCACGCGGCUUUGGGGCCCCCACAGUCACCCUCCAGACCUGGUUCUGGGGCUCUUGGAGUGCAGGCUGGCAGUCUGACAAAGUGGGAGCCCCCUGGCUUCAGCCCGCAGUCCCCCAAAGUACAGUUGAGGAGAGUUUUCCAGAAUGAUUCAUCUUAUGUAGACCAUUGUUUUAAAGCCACACGCCAAGUUGUCGCUGGAGACACCCUCUGAAUUUUUAACCUCAUUCUUGGGCUAGAUAAUCUUGACAGUUCAGAAAACCACUCCCUGGGAGUCCGAACUUGAGACAGCAUUUAGAAGCAGUGGCCACGGUCAAGUCAAAAGUCUGUUUAAAAAGUGGGCCCAAGAUGCUACAGAGUACACGUAGGGAGAUGAAGACCCAGUCCUUGGACCGUUCUGCCAACGUUACACUGAACCUGGACUUGAAGAGAAUCACAGGAGCUGCUAGUUUGUGUCAAGAGCCAACCAACCCGAGAUGUGCCGCUGAGCCUGACUCCCAGUAGUCGACAGUUCCACCCGCCCAGAGGUUUUGCGCCUUCGUCCCGUCGCCCCCUCUUGACGACUUCGGAAGGUAAACCCCGCGUCUGCUCCUUCGCCGGAGAAGAUGGACAGAGGGAUGACGGAAGAAGGACACGCGUGUCAGCUUCCACGAGCUCGGCCCAGGGGACUUGGAAGCACUUUCUCAUGAGUCUCCUCGGCCACCCGCCCUGUACAGCCGAGAAAGUUGAGGCCGGGGGGCCCGCGGCUGGCCGGACCUUCGCCAGGCCUACGGCUCCCACGCGACCUGACCCGGGGCACCCGCCCGGCGUGCCCCCCCACAGGAUGUGAAGCGGGCAGAGAAGCAAAGCCCCGCCUCUGCACACCGCCCGCUAGGAUGUUUCUCAUGAACGCACCUCCUGUGCUGGCCCUGCGGUCCGCGUGGGAGGCCUUCGGCCCGCCGGGGAGCUGUAGGUUUCCCCGAUGCUUCUCGGAGCCCAGAGAGGGCGUCUCGAGAGCGGCGGCGAGCGCCCAGGUGCAGAUGGCCAUCAGCAGGCUUCAGGGCGACGGGGCAGCCCUGGGCAUGAGCGGCGACCAUGCCCGGCCGGGAAGCCAGAGGGCGGAGAGGGGCCGGGGCUCCCUGCCGACUGCCAGCCCCACCUUUGCGGCCUGUGGUCUUGCCGCAGGUCUUGAUCCCAAGCUGGAGGAGGAGGAGGCCUCCAAUUGCCGGCCUCUGGUGCCGGAUUCAGACAGCGACGACUCGGUGGACCGGGACAUCGAGGAAGCCAUCCAGGAGUACCUGAGGGCCAAGAGUGGGGCCGCCCCGCCGCCUGCAGCCGGGGACGCGGCCCGUCGCUGCAGACCAGAGCCACCUCUGAGCUGCGCCCCAGCCGCCCCGUGUCCCCCAAACCCUGCAGCUGGCCCCAGCCCUGUCCAGGGCUCCGCCUCCCCGCUCAGCGUGAGCAGUGACGACUCCUUCGAACAGAGCAUCCAGGCAGAGAUCGAACAGUUCCUGAGCGAGAAGAGGCUGCACGAGACCCAGAAAGGUGACCUCCCUGCCGACAGAAAGGCAGACCCCGGUGACAGCUUGGCCAGAGCGACCUGCAGGCCCGGCAGAGAGCAACUGCUGAAGGCACCGCAGCAGGACCUGCCGGGCACCGGCAAGGAGUUCAUCUUCCGGAAGCUGCCCAGGUCAGCGAAGCCCAGCACACUGCCCAGAGGCCUCAGGUGCAAGGUCGCCGCCGAGCCGGCUGCUGCUGCCACCGCGGGGCCCCCUGCAGAGGCUGCACCCGGUAAAGGCAGGGUCCGCAGGGGCGCAGGCUCCGCACGGAAGGGCAGGCAGCCGAGGAGCGUGGCCCUGGUGCACGAGGAGCCCGACUCGAGCAGCGACGACGGCAUCGAGGAAGCCAUCCGGCUGUACCAGCGGGAGCGGCGGAGGGAGGCCCGGGGCCACCAGGGGCCCCUGCCAACGGAGGAGAAGGGGCCCGUGGUCCCUGCUCACAGCCUGAGGGGCCUCUGGCCAGAGGCCCUCAGCAAAACCCCUGGCAAGAAGAAGCCAGCGGCCCCCAAGGCCACGGAACGCGGCCCGGACCCUGAGCACCCGCCCAGGCCCCCCAGGGAAACCACAGCUCCCGUGCCUCCGGGGAGCGCGGCUGCUGAGAGCCUGGGCGUGGACGGGUCCCCACGCCGGGCAGACACGUCUGCUGAGCUGAUGUGCGCCGAGGCCAUCCUGGACAUCUCCAAGACCAUCCUGCCAGCCGCCGUGGAUGGUGGGGAAAGGCCCCCACCCGCCAGCCCGCUGCGCCAGGGCCUGGACGGGCCUGCCCGCCCCGACGGCGCCAGCAGCUCAGUGGACAGCGACGACAGCAUUGAGCGGGAGAUCCGGACGUUCCUGGCCCUGAGGGCGCAGCCGGGGGGCCCACUGCCCCGCACGGAGACCCGUGCCCGGCCUGCCCGCAGCCCGCCACUGCCGCCCAGCCUCAGCGCCCCAGCCCCCGACACUCCAGACCCAUCCCCGGGCUGCAGGAGGCGGCGCAGCAGGAUGCCGUGCAUGCCCAGGCGGCCCAGAGACACGGCCGAGACGCAGGACGCCCAGGACGCCGAGCGCGGCCGGGGCCGGGUGCAGCCUGGCCAGGGGCGAGCCCCCGAGACCCCCAGAAGGGAGAGCGAGAGCCGUGGGCCGCCUCUCCCCUUCAAGACGGGCGGACCGGGCGAGGAGCUCGGGGCCCCGGACCCGCUUGGAGCCGCACUGCCAGGCCCCAGGCAGACGGCCGAGGGGAGGCGUGGGGACACACAGGUGAGCUCUGAGGAGAAGAGCAGCUCGCUGGACAGUGACGAGGACCUGGACACGGCCAUCAAGGACCUGCUGCGCUCCAAGCGGCGGCUCCGGAAGCGGUACAGAGACCCCCGGGCCGGCUGCAAGAAGAGGGUCCGCUUCAGCACCACAGAGACGCAGUUCCUGGACAAACUGGGGGGCCUCCAGAAAGACUGGAGAGACCGAAGCCCCCACCUGCUGAAAAGCUGUCUCUCCAAGUCCAGAAGAGACAGCAGGGAGACCGCGGGGAGACCCCCGCACAUCCCCAGCCAGGAAACAUCAAGGGCAAAGGCGGACGGCUCAGGGCUGGAGGACGCGCCCCCGGGCCCCUCAGCGCCCUGGACCCGGGGCAGGGCCGCGCCCAGGGGCCUGUUCUGCAGGGAGUGGGAAGCCCGCGAGCCGCCCGGUGCCACCGGAAGCCCCAGCUCCGUGUCCGGCGACAGCAGCCCCGUAGACAGCGACGACAGCAUUGAGCGGGAGAUCAGGAGGUUUUUGGCCGAAAAGGCCAAGCAGCCCGUGAGCGGAUCAGAAAUUCCAGGAGCGGGCCCAGCCACCCUGGGAACGCCGACUGGGGCCAGGCCGCAGCUCCCGGGCCGGAAAGCACCGCCCCCCGGCCCAGCUACCCAGCCAGGCAUGUGCACACGGAGCCAGAGGGUCAGGGGGGGCCCGCAGCCAGGGGCCGAGGGACCCCGGGGGCCAGGAAGAGCCCUCGCUGCAGGCGGGGGGAGCAGUCCGCACCCUGAGCAGCCCUGCCCCCCAGCCACCCUGGCCCGGUGCGAGGUGGUGCCUCCCAGGAGCACCAGCGGGCCUGCCCCUGCCAAAGGGCCGCCAGCUCCCAGGAGAAACGUCUGUGCCCCCAGAGACCCGGGCCCCAGGGGGCCCGAGGGGGUCGCAGGAGAGGGCACGUUCAGCCAGCUCCCGAGCCGCGCAGAGGCUGGUGCCCGGGCAGAGGGCCGCAGCUCACUGGCACGGACCCCGGGCUCCGAGCGGGACGGGGUGUCCCGGGCCGGCCUCGCCCUGCCCUGGCCCGACCUCAGCCCCCAGAGCCGGCUGCAGAGCACCUGGGUACUGGGCCCGGAAGGCAGGGAUGGGGCUGCGUGGAGAGGGGGCCUCAGCGGCCAGAGGGAGAAGGGGCCGGGGAGCCAGGCCCGGGGCUCACCCAGCCUCGCCACAGACCCCCGGAGGGGCCUGCCCUUCGCCGGCUUCUCGCCGCUGCGCUCCACGCAGCUGUUCCAUUUCGGGAAAAGCGUGCCCUGGGGCACCAAGCAGGCCGGCCUCUUCAGCCCCAGCCUGGGUCUGCCGCUGCAGGGCCCAUCCUUCUCGGCCUUCCGGGAGGCCCAGGCCACCCGCAGCCCGGUGUUUGGAAGCCCGCGCCUGCUGGUGAAGGAAGGCGACCGCUGGCCUUGCAGGAAGCCCCGGGCAGGGCUCAGCCUGUCCGACAGGAGGGGGUCGGGGCCGGAAGAGAGUGUCCUGGACCUGCGGUUCGGGCGCAGGGGGCUGGACAGAGACGACGAGGAGCCGGAGGCCUUGGGCAGCGAUGCCAGCGAGCUCAGCGACACGUCAGUGGAGGAGGGCGGCGGGCCCACGGCUCAGGGCCCGGUGCUGCAACUGUGAGCUCGGCGUGCACACGUGACCCACAUCCACGCUCCUGAUGGAACAGGGGCCCUGGAGGCCCCUGUGCAGCCUGUACAUUUGUACACUAACGUGAAACCGUGUUUUUAUUUAACAGAAGUGUCCUGGUAAAUAUGAUUUUUGUAGCCUUUUUUGUAAAUUAUUUAAAGUGCUGUAAAAACUAUUUUUGGUGAACGCCGUGGUUGGAUCCUGCAGGGCGUUCCUCGCAGCGGUUUUCCGUGGUCUCCGCACAAGUCUUGGAUCAGCGGACGUUCGGUUCCGCACAUCCCCGUGCUUGGCGCUGACCGCUGGUGGGCACGGCCUGCUGCAACCCAAUGCCAGCCUCGGGAAGGCAGCAGCCGGAGCCCUGCCCGAGAUUCACCAGACACCGCAGCAGUCCCUGUCAGGGUGCUGCCGGGCAGCACUUCUCACAUGAAAGAGCCCCCGCCUCCCCCACGGAGGCCCAACGGGGUCCUCAAGCAGAAAAGCGUUUCAAAGCACAAAGGCCGGCGAGCAAACCAGCCACCCGGGGCGCACAUGGAGACCCCCAGUGAGACCGCCAGCCGGCCGUUCACACCUGGAGCCUCUGUUGUUCAGCGUCCAGGCCUCCUCAGUUCUGACACGAGUCCACCAGCUCAGUAUACCACUUUUUAUGCGGAAGCUGCCGUCCUUCACGUUUAAUCACAGCUCCGGCCGGUCUCAGCCAGCCCGUGUGUUUCCAGUGUCCUCACCCUCAUCGGUGCCCACGGAGCGGCUGGUGCCCGGAGUCCUGAGGACCGAGCCCCAUGCCUGCUGGGGGCUGGGCGGGUUGGGGGUGGGCUCUGGCAGGGGGCCGGCGCGCCCGUCCUUCCCGCGUUCUCUGUGUGUCUGCCUGGCGGUGCCGCGCACAGCUGGGACGAGCCUGGUGCCCUGUGCCUUCUGCUUCACAGCUGCGGCGGAGCCCACAGCCGAGCAUGGACGUUCACACACCGUUGUCCAGCGAACUUUCAGCGGCCACCCGAGUGUCACGGCUCAUCGGUGCAGCUGCGGUGGGCCUGGGGCGAGGUUUAAGUUGCAGCUGAAGUUGGCCGUUAUUCUAACGUGCAAGUGAAUUUUCACAGGUCGUGCCCCCGCCCUGGGUCUCAGCGGGAAUACCAACUGGGGACAUGUGCAGCACCUACAAUGUCCGGGGUCAGACGCUGUGAUGAGCAGCCCUGUGGAUCCCAUGACCCCCUGGUGCCCGCGUGGUGUGCAUCUGAUGUUUCCAUUGGCAAAUAUUCAUUCACUGAAGUGCUUCCCAGGAAAUCAACUCAUUAAUCCAUGCUUUAAAUUGUAUUUAAUUUUAAAGGAGUGCUUUUAACACUUGACAACAAAAAUCAGCUUGUUUUGUAUAUAUGAACUGGGUUUUUUUAAUGCUAAUAAAUCAAGCGCUGCUCACACCUCAA